AGGUAGAGAGAAAUAAAUCUUCAGACUCUCUUGUAAUUUUGACACUAACAACCCAAAAAUUUCUUAGUGUCUUGCAAUUUUGGACGAACAACGUCCCCGAGUAUGGCUCCAACGACAAGAUCAAGUGACUUUUCUCUUGGAUGGAGUUGGGACGUCUUUUUGAGCUUUAGAGGUGAAGACACUCGCUUCACUUUUACCGAUCAUCUUCAUUCCGCUUUGUGUCGGAAGGGUAUCCGCACCUUCAGAGACGAUGAAGGACUUGAUAGAGGAGAAGAGAUCGGGUCAUCACUCUUGAAGGCUAUUGAAGAAUCGAGGAUGUAUAUUGUGGUUUUUUCGAAAACCUAUGCUCACUCAAAAUGGUGCUUGGAUGAGCUGGCCAAGAUCAUGGAGUGCAAGACACAAAAGGGACUGAUGGUUGUGCCAGUUUUCUACCAUGUGGAUCCAUCUGAUGUGCGAAAUCAGACGCGGAGUUUUGGAGAAGCAUUUGAUAAAUACCAGAAGGUCCCGGAGGAUAAGGUGAUGGGAUGGAAGGCGGCGUUAAGGGAAGCAGCCAAUUUGUCUGGAUACCAUGUGCAGGAUGGGUAUGAAUCACAGGCUAUUCAGAGAAUUGUUCGAGACAUUUUAAGAAGGAAUCCUAAACACUUACAUGUUGGUGAUAAGCUGAUUGGAAUGGAACGCCGUCUAAAGGAAAUGGCCUCGCUAAUAUGUAUUGACUCAAAUGAUGUCCGCAUGAUUGGGAUAUAUGGAAUUGAUGGAAUAGGCAAGACAACUCUAGCCAAAGUUGUGUAUAACAAAAUUGUUCAUCAAUUCGAUGGUGCUAGCUUUCUUUUGAAUAUUGGUAGUCAAAAGACGGACACGGAUUUGCUUCAGUUACAAAAGCAACUUCUUAGAGAUAUUCUAUGGGAAGAUAUUCGGACCAUAAGCGGCAUUUCUGAAGGGAGUUAUGAAAUAAGGCGUAGGUUUAUGUAUAAAAAGGUUCUUGUUGUUUUUGAUGAUGUUAAUGAUUCUGAUCAAUUGGAAUCCUUAGUUCAAAAUUGGAGUAAAUUUGGUCUAGGUAGUAGAAUUAUUGUAACAUCUAGAGACAAACAUUUGUUGGUUGAGUUGGGAGUGGAUGCAUCAUAUGAGGCUAAGGAAUUAAAUUGUAAGGAAGCUAUUCAACUCUUUUCUUUGCAUGCGUUUCACAUGAACAGUCCUCAAAAAGGUUUUAUAGGCCUAUCGAGAUGCAUAGUAGAUUAUUGUAAGGGACUUCCAAUAGCUCUUGAAGUUCUAGGUUCUCUCUUGUUUGGUAAGAAAAAAUUUGAAUGGAAAAGUGUACUACAAAGGCUGGAGAAACGACCUAACAUGCAAAUCCAAAAUGUUCUUAUGAGAGGUUUUCAAACACUGGAUAUGUUAGAAAGAAAGAUAUUUCUAGAUGUUGCAUGCUUCUUCAAAGGAGAGGAUUUGGAUUUUGUUCAACGAAUACUUGAUGCUUGCCAUUUCUAUCCAAAAUGGGGAAUGCAAGUGCUUGAUGACAAAUCUCUCAUUAGUAUUUUUGACAAGAAGUUAUUGAUGCAUGAUUUGAUGCAAAAAGCCGGUUGGGAAAUUGUUCGGGAGCAAUAUCAUAAUGAACCUGGCCAAUGGAGCAGAUUGUGGGAUCCUGAAGAUGUUUAUCAUGUAUUGACAACAAAUACGGGGACAAAGCGAAUUGAAGGCAUAUUCCUAAACAUGUCCGUAUCAAAUGAAAUACAUCUUACCUCUUAUGCUUUCAGAAAGAUGACAAGACUUAGAUUGCUCCGAGUCUAUCAAAAUGCAGAAAAUAAUUCUAUAGUUUCUAACACCGUCCAUCUUCCUCGAGAUUUUGAAUUUCCUUCUCAUGAGUUGAUAUAUCUCCAUUGGGAUGGAUGGACUUUGGAGUCAUUGCCAUCAAAUUUUGAUGGUGAGAAAUUGGUUGAACUCAGUUUGAAGCAUAGCAGCUUAAAACACCUCUGGAAAAAGCGUAAGUGUCUUCCAGAGUUAAGAGUCAUCAAUCUCGGUAACUCCCAACAGCUUGUGGAAUGUCCAAACUUGUCUUUUGCACCACAUGUGGAGCGGCUAAUUCUUGAUGGUUGUACGAGUUUGCCUGAGGUGCACCCAUCAGUUACAAAGCUGAAGAGACUUAGGAUCUUGAAUAUGAAAAACUGCAAAAUGCUUCACUAUUUUCCAACCAUCACUGGAUUGGAAUCACUUGAAGUUCUCAACUUCUCCGGCUGCUCUAAACUUGACAAGUUUCCAGAGAUCCAAGGGUAUAUGGAAUAUUUGUUGGAGCUUAAUUUGGAAGGGACUGCUAUUGUAGAACUUCCCCCUUCAGUGGUGUUUCUCCCAAGACUUGUUUUAUUGGAUAUGCAAAACUGCAAAAACCUUAGGAUUCUUCCAAGCAACAUUUAUUCUUUGAAAUCCCUGGGAACUCUGGUGCUCUCUGGCUGUUCAGGUCUAGAGAGGUUUCCGGAAAUCAUGGAGGUUAUGGAAUGUUUACAAAAGCUUCUUUUAGAUGGAACAUCUAUAAAAGAGCUGCCCCCCUCAAUUGUUUAUCUAAAAGGCCUUCAGUCAUUGAGUCUGAGAAAAUGCAAAAACCUCACAAGUCUUCCGAAUAGCAUUUGCAGUUUGAGAUCCCUUGAAACCCUCAUUGUCUCUGGCUGUUCAAAACUCAGCAAAUUGCCAGAGGACCUGGGGAGGUUGCAAUUCUUGAUGAAACUUCAAGCUGAUGGAACUGCUAUAACACAACCACCUCUCUCACUUUUUCAUUUGAGAAACCUUAAAGAGUUAUCUUUUAGGGGUUGUAAAGGAUCAACAUCUAACUCCUGGAUUUCAUCCCUUCUAUUCAGGUUACUGCAUAGAGAAAAUUCAGAUGGGACUGGUUUGCAGUUGCCUUAUUUGUCAGGUUUAUACUCCUUAAAAUAUUUAGAUCUUAGUGGCUGCAAUCUAACAGAUAGAUCUAUCAAUGACAAUAUUGGCCACUUACGCUUCUUGGAAGAAUUAAACCUUAGCAGAAACAAUUUGGUUACCAUACCUGAGGAGGUGAAUAAACUUUCUCAUCUAAGGGUCCUUUCUGUGAAUCAGUGCAAAAGGCUUCAAGAAAUUUCCAAGCUCCCACCAAAUAUAAAAUUAUUAGAUGCUGGGGAUUGCAAAUCCCUUGAGUCUUUAUCAGUUCUAUCUCCACAGUUGCCACAGUACCUAUCGUCUUCCUCUUGCCUUCGUCCUGUAACUUUCAAACUGCCGAAUUGCUUCGCACUAGCUUGGGAUAAUGUGACAACUAUACUGGAGAAACUUCAUCAGAACUUUCUUCCAGAAAUUGAAUACAGUAUUGUUCUUCCUGGAAGUACAAUUCCAGAGUGGUUCCAGCAUCCAAGUAUCGGAUCCUCAGUAACAAUAGAUCUGCCUUCAAAUUGGCAUAACAAGGACUUCCUGGGUUUUGCUCUAUGCUCUGUGUUCUCACUUGAGGAGGAUGAAAUAAUUCAAGGCCCUGGUCUGAUUUGUUGUAAUUUUGAAUUUAAAGAAGGGCCUUAUUUGAGUAGCUCCAUCUCUUGGACACACAGCGGAGACAGAGUGGUUGAGACUGAUCACAUAUGGCUGGUGUAUCAACCUGGUGCUAAACUUAUGAUACCCAAGUCCAGUACCCUCAAUAAAUUCAGGAAGAUUACAGCUUAUUUUAGUCUCUCUGGGGCAUCCCAUGUGGUGAAAAACUGUGGAAUCCAUCUUAUAUACGCCCGAGAUAAGAAAGUGAACCAACAAACAAGGUAUACUAGUGCCAAGAGAAGCAGUGAUGGAAGUGGUUAUUACUGUCUUGAAGAAACACAACCUAAGAGGCUAAGAGGAGGAGAGAUCUGUGAGGAAGGAUCCCAUGCUUAAACUCAUCCAAAAAUGCUUAAACUCCAAGAAUGGCUUAUGUCAGCUUAUUGUUGAGGAGUUCCCUGCCGUGGAGAGGAAAACCGUUUUGAUCCACUGAUUUGUUAGGAUACCACAGUUAUCCCCUGUUUUCAGCAUGUUAUACUGGAGGUGGCCAUCUUAAUUUUGUUGGUCUUUUUUAUGGUUUUGGCUCGGAAACCUCUAGAACAAGUUCAGAAUGCAUGAAGACAUAUGGUACAUGGAAACCUCUCUAAUUUGGUCAACUACCAGCUAAAGGUUGGCCACAAUGCCCCUCCCAAGAAAAUGAUGCCUUAAAAAGUAAGGCUUGAACUUGUAUGUGGCUGGGAUUUGGUGUCGGCCUGAGAAAUAUAUGCAAGAUCGAGUUGGCUCGGGAUUUGAUAUUGGCUCAAGGAGUAAGCUAGAGAUUGUGUGUUCUUGGGAUUUGGUGUUAGCCUAGGAAGUUUGUCCAAUGUUGUUGGCUUGAGAUUUUGUGUUACUAAAAAACCACAGAAAAAGGAUUAAUUUGAUCCCAUUAACAACCUUGGUAGGACAUUAUUGCAGGA
Messenger RNA from Vitis riparia (riverbank grape), 4424 nucleotides. RefSeq names its product disease resistance protein RPV1-like. The record is from RefSeq and is a predicted model, not a curated record. Gene Ontology annotation, molecular function: ADP binding; protein binding. Bases 103 to 3864 code for a protein of 1253 amino acids. The transcript is spliced from 6 exons. Gene Ontology annotation, biological process: defense response; signal transduction. Lineage: Eukaryota; Viridiplantae; Streptophyta; Magnoliopsida; Vitales; Vitaceae.